Molecule: messenger RNA, 674 nt
Organism: Choloepus didactylus (southern two-toed sloth)
Lineage: Eukaryota; Metazoa; Chordata; Mammalia; Pilosa; Megalonychidae
Gene: SOST
Product: sclerostin
Exons: 2
Coding region: 33-674 (213 amino acids)
Biological process (GO): negative regulation of BMP signaling pathway; negative regulation of Wnt signaling pathway; ossification
Molecular function (GO): BMP binding
Source: RefSeq, a predicted model, not a curated record
GGAAGGCUGGGUGCCCUCUUCUGGCUGGCACCAUGCAGCUCUCCCUAGCCCUGUGUCUUGUCUGCCUGCUGGUGCACGCUGCCUUCCGUGUGGUGGAAGGGCAAGGGUGGCAGGCCUUCAAGAACGAUGCCACGGAAAUCAUCCCAGAGCUGGGCGAAUACCCCGAGCCUCCGCCAGAGCUGGAGAACAACAAGACCAUGAACCGGGCAGAGAACGGAGGGAGGCCUCCCCAUCACCCCUUUGAGACCAAAGACGUGUCCGAGUACAGCUGCCGCGAGCUGCACUUCACCCGCCACGUGACGGACGGGCCAUGCCGCAGCGCCAAGCCGGUCACCGAGCUGGUGUGCUCGGGUCAGUGCGGCCCGGCACGCCUGCUGCCCAACGCCAUCGGCCGCGGCAAGUGGUGGCGCCCGAGCGGGCCCGACUUCCGCUGCAUCCCCGACCGCUACCGCGCGCAGCGGGUGCAGCUGCUGUGCCCCGGCGGCGCGGCGCCGCGCGCGCGCAAGGUGCGUCUGGUGGCCUCGUGCAAGUGCAAGCGCCUCACCCGCUCCCACAACCAGUCCGAGCUCAAGGACUUCGGGCCCGAGGCCGCGCGGCCGCAGAAGGGGCGGAAGCCGCGGCCCCGCGCCGGGGGCGCCAAGGCCAAUCAGGCGGAGCUGGAGAACGCCUACUAG